This is a messenger RNA of Chelmon rostratus (copperband butterflyfish), 5715 nucleotides long. Its product is annotated as zinc finger protein 318. The transcript is spliced from 8 exons. Lineage: Eukaryota; Metazoa; Chordata; Actinopteri; Chaetodontiformes; Chaetodontidae. The record is from RefSeq and is a predicted model, not a curated record. Bases 133 to 2544 code for a protein of 803 amino acids.
AGCCACAUUCACUUCUGCAGACCGUUGAACAGAAGACACAUAAAUUUCCACAUUAGCUGAGAUAUUGUUUUCAUUGAUGCGGGUCUCUUAGCUGGGCUAAACGCGAGUCAGCACACCGUGUUGAGCACGACCAUGUACCGCCCAGGUAAACCUGUACACGGUCAGCCGCCGUUCGGACCUCCACCACCCCAUGGCCCUCCUUUCAGACUCAGGGGUCCUUGUGGUGUUCCUCCUCCUGGACACCCACCCCCUGGACCGUGUGGACCAUUUUCGGCUUCAGCACUGGAUAGCCAUUUUAUCCCUAACAGGCCACCAAGUGGGCAUUUCAUCAGGCCCCACUGUAGCAGCUUCUCCAUUGACCAUAGUACAGUGAUUGCUUUGGGAGGCAGGCAGCAGAUCGGCCCUCCUGCAGAAUCACCGCACACUCAGGUCCCACAAUGGAAUCCAGCUCCUGUGGAACAUCGUCCUCCAGACAACAGUGACCGAGCUGGUGAGGAAUUCCUGAGAUGCAUUGCAGCAAACAAGCCUUUCCCAGACUAUCUGAAAGGGAACAUGGCAUACAACCUGGCUGAUGCAUUUAAGUCGGCUAAUGUCCUAAAACAAGCAGUCAAAUCAGACCCUGAGUUCCAGAAGCAUGUGACCAGGAGCAAAAGCCGUAGCCGUAGUCGAAGCCGAGGUCGUGGCAAAAGCCGGGGCAAAUCUCGAGCCAAGAGCCACGGGCGAAGCAAAAGCCUAGCACGCAGCCGAAGCAGGGGAAGGAGCAAAAGUCGUGCUCGUGGCAAGAGUCAAGCAAGAAGCAAAAGCAGGGCUCGCAGUCGGAGUCGGAGCCGCAGCCGAAGCCGAAGCCGAAGCAAGAAGCACCAUGUACGGAGCAAGAGCCGAGCCAGGAGAUCAAAGUCACGAAGUAGCAGCAGUGAAAAGAGUCAUGACAAAGAGAAAAAAAGAAAGAGGAGCCCCAGCCAUAGCAGUGUUGGCAGCAGUAAGAAUCUGAGGGGGAAUAGUCUGUUAGAAGGCCUGAAGUUGGUCAUGAACAGCAAAGAACUGGAAGAGCGGUUGCCCACCUUGAAAGAUGCCAUCCUCACUAUUAAGGCCUCAGAUGAAAGCAAAAAAGUGGAGCGUGUGCCUGAUGAGCACAGACAUCAGCAGCAUGACAGUGAAGAGAAUUCAGCUUUGGAAAACGACAGUAUGCUUCUUCCUCACGACAGAGUGGGCAGUGACUUCUCUUGGCUCCAGGCUCAAAGUCAAGAGGACUCCACGGUCCUGAAAGCUGAUGAGCUUGAAGACGAGGAGUCGUUCUUGUAUGGGAAUGAGGACGUUGCAGGAAAACCAGCCAAUAGUUCCUCUACGGCACUUUUUUCUGCGUUUUCCCAGAGUGGAGAACAUGCCACCCUACAGGAAAAGGAGAGUCUUGCUUCUGGCAGUCAGCAGCAUCAGAACAAGUCUGUUCUUGAUCUGAAGCAACCCCUUCAAAUGACUUCCUCAAGCUUUGCCUCUGCCAAUCUGAGCAGCAGCGAGUGUGAGAAGAUCAAGAACAUAUUAAAAAGUCUGGGCACAACAGACAUCAGUGAUAUCAUGGUGAAGAUGCAGGGGCAGAAGGAGGGGAAGCAGCUGUCCCCUGCGCCUCUCAGUUCCAACCCGACAGCAGGCUUAGUGUUGCCAGCACUGAGUGACCCGAAUGUUCGGCAAGCACUGGAGUCUCUACAGUCACUGAUCAAAGCAACAAAGGAGAAGCGGGCAAAAAGAGACAGCUGUGGAACUUCUCAAACAUCCUCUGAUAAACACAAGGCAGGUGACGAUCAGGAAAGGAAGCAAGCCAGAAUGAGUAAAAUGGAAUCCUUGAUGAAAGAACUGGAGGAGUUGUUGAAACAGGAUGCAUCGAGUUUCCUGACACCAGUAAUUGGGUUUUACUGCCAGAAGUGUGAGGAGUUCAUUGGAGAUUUGAAUAGUGCUGAAAGUCAUUCAGGCAUCCAUCACCAUAGUAACUCGAGCAGUCCAAAGGUGCAGAUGGACAAGCUUCCUGGAGACAGCAAAAUACACUUGCGCUAUUUUAGCAGCAGUAACCAACAGCCACAACCCUCAGACAGGAGGGAUCACAAGGACUACAGUAACCAUAGAGGUUCAGGAGACCACAGGAACCACAGAGACCACCAGCAAGACAGGCGAGAUGAGAGAGAGCACAGAAGGAAACUCAGCGACGACCACCAAAGUCACACAGCCAGCCAGGAAAAUAUCUCCUUGAAAGAAGAGAUGAGAAAGGAGAGGAUGCUCAUAACAGUGUCCAGUGGAGUGACACCUCUUCCAAAUGUCAGGGUCACGGAGGAAGUCGCCAAGGACCUGCAGGCCAUCGGAAGCCAUAACAAAGCCAAAGCAGAGAAUCCAGACAGCAAGAGAAAGUCUUCCAAGAACAGCAGAGAAAAAGAUCAAGUAAAAGAUGAAAGCAGUGAUAGCAGUGACAGUGACAAAGGAAAAACCCCAAAAGCUAAAACACCUAAAAAGAAAAAGAAGAAGAAGGAGAAGAAGAAGAAGAAGACUAAUAAGUCCUAAUUGUUGCAUUAUGCUCCUCAGUUUCCAUGUCCACACCAGAACUGACCCCUGAGAUGAUCGGCAGCUUAUUGCCGCCCAAGUUUCUACACUUAAAAGGUCUUGUUUCAUCAGUACACACCAGGGAACCACGUUGUUUUCUUUUUUAUUAGGCUUAGUUCUUUUUUAUUGGUGUGAUCAGAAGAGGGAGGUAGGCCUCAAGGACUGAUUGGACUAAAAUUGGUAGAGGGGGAGUUCUAGGAGGUGAAUUUUCCAGUCUUGAUAGACCUGCUUCCAGUGAUUGUGCCAGCCAAGGUCAAGCACAUCCCAGGCCAAACACUACUGGGAGCACAGACAUGAAAUUGAUAUAAAUUUGUUUUGGCUGUUGCUACAUUUUUUACAUUUACAUUUUCCUUCCUCUUUUUACAUUACAAUGAAUAUGUAGAAUAUGGCAUGUCUUAAGUAUGCCCCCCACAUCCUGGUUUCAUUUUUUAUUACAUGUUUGAAAACACAUUCAUCUUUCUCAAUACCAUUGCUACUGUGUGUGCAUUUCCCAAGGACCAACACCAUUGUAGUGUUAGAAAUAUGAUAUGUGUAUUUUGCAGUUCCUUUCCCAUCUUACUUGUCUGCAUUAUUAUCUGAACAUUCUAGAUGAAAGGAAAUACAGAAGUGUGUUUACGAUUUAAUAAAGACUGUUAGAAAGAGGUCAAAUGUUGUCAUAGUUGAGUGAUCAUGUUAAUGCUUUAUCUCUUUGCAGUGCAUUGGCCAGUCUUCACAAUAAAGCAUCAUCAAGGUCUUAAGGCUUGUCUGACCACAUUUCAAGUGGACCUGGUCAACCUACUAGGAGGAGAACAUCAAAGAAUAAAAAGUGGCAAAAGUCCAGAUUUUACAGAUGAGCAGAAUCCUUGACAGCUACUUUGAUUGACAGUAACCUGCUGCUAAAUGUAAUAGCUGCCAGGAUAAAGGUCAGGACUUUUUGACUGUGCUGAUUUUAUGUCUCUCACAGGCGUGCAGUGAGGAGACAGUAAGUGAAGUGCAGGACUCUGACUCCAGAGACCAGAGUUAGCAUCCUGUGUCUGUCUGUGGUUUGCUUAAGGUUAAGAAAGAGCAGUAGUUUCAGUUGAAUGCUAACAAAACUGUCUCAUGAUUCAAGUAAUUACACACUUUUUUCAAACCAAGACCAUGAUCUUUCCCUAACCUUAAACCUGAGUUAACUUAACCUGAGUGCCUAAACAUAAUCAUAAAAACGUGAAGUAAUGCAGGAGACAUUACAAGCAGAUAUUAUUUCUGCAGCUGUAAUAAUGUCUCAGUCUUCCCAUUUAUUUAUUAGAAAGUCUGUGUAAUAUAGGCCUUUUCCACAGGAGUCAGUGUGAAUUGUUACAGUCAGACAAACACAAGUGUCAACAUUACAAAGGCUCUCUUCUAUUUGAGUGUGGCAGUGACUCAUGACAGUGAGCAGACAUGCACACAGCACAGGCCAUGGUUUCUGUCACAGCGUGCUGUAUCACACUCAGUUUGGCCCUUACAGAGGCAGGCCAGCUGGACCAUAAGAAGCUAAGUAUGGCUUCUUCAAAUUCUUUCUGCAGGAAGAGUGUGAUGUGUAGUUUGUGUGGAUGAACUGUGCACGUAGGGCAACACACCUCUCCUUACACUGAUCUCUCCCACAUACACUUGGAUCCACAUGGGGCAACAUGGAUGGAUUUGUAAACAGCCUACAGGGCCAGGGGGCAAACAAAGACAACAGCCUGUGUUUGAGGUUAGCAUUUAUGUUGGAAAGUCACAGGGUUCAGUCAAAAGUAGGGAUGUCCCAACAACAUUUAUUGCUCCUGUACCUUAAAUAUUUAGUAUGUGCCAAUACAGAUUCUGAACAAAUGUUUAUUUUUAUUAUGUGUUUGUUCAUUUUUUCUCUAGCUGCAGCAACAGGACAGGACAGUUGUAUGUAAGAAAGUGAACAGUAAACCUAAGACAAUGAGGGCUGUGGUAGUUAAGAGUGAGGCCCGGGAUGUGUGUGGGUGUCCAUUACAAAGGUAUUUUUUAUCCUGACUUAAUACUGUGUGCACAGAUGUACAGUGAAGCAGUGUGUGUUCUAAUUAACAUAAUGUACAAAUAUUUCCCACAGAACAAUUGCAAAAUAAUCAAAACAUAUAUGAUUUGGACUUUCCAAUUUGAUACCAUUUUCUGAAGUCAAAGGGUUAAUUUAUCAUUCUACAACAUAUUUGUAUAAAAAAUAACUGUAGUUGUAAAUUGUAGAAAUGAAUGAAUAAAAACGUAUUUACGGUGAAGUGUGGAUGAUCAAUUGAGUCUCAGCCUGAGGAAAGAAGCGGCUGUGUAGUCCGGUGGUACAGCAGCAGAUACUUCUGUAUCGCAGGGUGAAUGGGCUGUGGCUGUGAUGGGUGUUGUCUUUAAGGAUCCUUUGGGCUCUGCUCAGGCACCUCAUUAUAAAACUGGUACAUACCAAUGAUGAUGCCAGUGAUUUCUAUGUUUGUGGUAGAUGCCAAUGCAGAAGUCAACCGAGUAAGCCAGCAAAAAUACCCUGCCACAGCUAGUGUCCUUCACUUGACUAAAAGUCCAGGGUAUACUGAAGAAAACACUUCAUGGGAUGUUGCUCUUUUUGCAGGAAGAGAAAAAAUAUUCAUGUCUUUUAAUGUGAAGCUGCAGCAGGAGGAAAUGUUCAGUUUACAUUAGGAGUAACAUAAAAGCACUCUGCACCCAGUGCUUUGCAGAGCGCUGCUCGCUUUUUUAUUCCUAUGGUUUAUUCAGAGUUUAUCAAUACUGAACAUGUCGUGUGUCCAAAUUGCACCAAAUUCCACACUGCACGUCUUUGGGUUCCCAGCAAUACAGCCACCAAGUGUAAAGCAGAGCGGCUGAACAGAUCUCGAGAUAUAUGAAGGAUAUACAUACAGAGAUUCCCUGCUUUACAGGUAACUAGCAAGGUCACAUAUUUAAGUGUUCUGUAUAUGCUGAUCAGUUGAUUGAUUUAUAAAAUGAAAUACAAAAUCCUAUUAUAAUCCAGGUCCAGUUACUGGAACAAGACUUCAAAGCUGCUUGAUACACUAUGUUUACCCCAACAAUGGUUAUGGGCUAAGGAUACAAGUGCUGACAAUUCAUAAACUGCAGAUCUCCAUACCUGGGAAACUCAUAAUAAAGUGAAGACUAAUUACAAUGUGGUUCUUGUAUUUUCUUUUUCUUUUGCAC